AUGUCAGCACUAAAAGAGGGACUAAGAGAAGUGGAUCAGCUACUUACACAACAAAUUGAUAACUCUCAAUAUGACCCUCACCAAUCUCAUAACGAGCGUCGUGAAAUACGUAGGAAAUAUAGAAAGCUGACUGAGACCAUCGCUGAAAAACGAAGAGAACUUAGUCGACAAGAUGACGGCGACACUUUAUACCACUAUUUAGAUAAAGCCAAUGUUCUUUUCGCGGAUGUUAGGAAUGUUCAAGAGGCAGUAUUGGAUUCCAAACUGCUUACAAUUACAUCUGAUAUCAAUAGUCAGAAAGCGAGAAACAUAAAACUUGGUACAGAGAACGAAGUGAACAUUGAUAAAGUUGUGCAAAAAGUGAUCACUGCGUCAAAAAGAGGUCUUCAUCAUGUCGAAGAUGAGCGUUUGGAUUGGGAGUACAUUGGUAAGACAGCCUGUAUCUUUGGUAAGCGUGCUCAUACAAUGGAUUUUCUAUUGGGACCAUUGGCGGUGGAGCAUAAGCAGAAUAAGAGGGGAAAGGUCAACCGAUUAGUAAAGAAUAAAGAAGACCUUGUUACUCCUGCCAGAUUAGAGGAAGGCGAUAUUCAAAAGCAAGAAAAUGAAACAUCGAACAAUGUUAACAAUAUUUACAGGAUUUUGGCUGAAAUUGGGCCGAUCAAUUAUUUCAAAUUUGUCACCAACCCUGAGUCAUUCUCUCAAACCGUUGAAAACAUCUUCUAUGUAUCGUUUUUGACCAGAAAUAGCGUAGUUAAUAUUGAUACAACCAGUGGUCAACCCAUUCUUUCUGUAAAAAAUGCACCAAACAUUCAAAGUGUGGAAGAUAUUGUUGAGAAGAAGCAAGUCAUUAUGGGUAUCAGCAUUGAAGAUUGGCAAAACAUCAUUGAGACAUACAAAAUUGAUACAUCCAUUAUACCAACACGACAAAAUAAAGCGAAUGCUGCUUCUGAUAAGGGGUGGUAUUGA
Molecule: messenger RNA, 966 nt
Organism: Mycotypha africana
Lineage: Eukaryota; Fungi; Mucoromycota; Mucoromycetes; Mucorales; Mycotyphaceae
Product: Nse4 C-terminal-domain-containing protein
Exons: 5
Coding region: 1-966 (321 amino acids)
Biological process (GO): DNA repair
Cellular component (GO): nucleus; Smc5-Smc6 complex
Source: RefSeq, a predicted model, not a curated record